AUGCUGUACAUCGCUUCAGCCCUUGCUCCGACCCCCGUCCUCUUCUCUCAGGCCAUCGAUAACUUCACCUCUCCAAGCACAUCUUCUUUAGUUGUCGCUCGUCCUGAUUGGGUCGAGGUCUCCGAUAUCACAUCCGAGGGACUUGUGUAUCGAUGCGGGCUCCCAGUAUGGGGUAACAUCGCCGGGUUAGAGAGGGCGACGGUGGAGGGAGCUCAACCUCACAUCGUCGUACUUAUCGCUCCCCCAAAUGCACGCCUGCUCCUCAUAAGAUAUAAUGCCUUGCCGACACCGCAGCUGGUGGUCACGUCGUCGAUACCCCUUACACCACCAACUCCAUCCUUGCGACUGGCAGAGUUUUUCACGUCGGUCAUCGCCAAAGACAAUGCCGUGUUGGUCAGUUUGUGGGUCGGUGUUUUGUCCUGCUGCGAGAUUGCCGCGGUGAAGGGAAAAGGUUUCACACGAAACGACGAGAUCACUUCAACCUCAGGUGAUAUACGAGAACAUAACCUUCUUAACCUUGCCUUUAUCUCAGGGUCUGAUGAUCCUGCCGGGCCUAUGGUUACGUUCUUAUACCAGUCAUCGACCUUGGAACUGCUCCUUCAACCUCGACAUCUCUCUUUCACCUCUCACUCCUUCAUCGAUGCUUGUCCCCCGGUCAAUUUGGUCACUCCGGUCACGUCCGCCAGCUUCGAAACGACGUCGACCAUAUCACCGGAUUUUCAAGCGAUACCUUUCUCCUGUCCAGCAGCACGACAGGUCCUCCCUCUUCCCUCGAACCGAGAAUCCAAGUCUCUGCUUGUGAUUGGAGACGAAUACAGCGUGUUGUGGGAGAUCUUGCCUCCGUCAGCCUCCGUGCGCUCAAAGAGAGCAUCAGUCUCUUCCGGAGCGACAGCAAGUCCGAGAGCGAGCGACGCUAGACGAAGUCCACAGGCGGAAAUGACGAGCAGCGUGGGCAAGAAACGAAAGUCAAGCAUGGGUGAUCCUCCGAUUCAACCUGUGCUCCGACCUAUCUGGAGAGUCCGUCAGGGCUUUGGUACUGUGCUAUCUGCCAUUGUCCUAGACGCUGAUCGAGAUAAUGCUGUAGUAUUACUUGGGGACGAUGCGGGUCACCUUACAAAGUUGACUAUCGAAAGCGCUCGUGAAGAUCUUUCCUCAAAGCUCUCGGCCGUGAUGAAAGUUCUCAAGACUGAUCUUGGUUUUGCCGCUGCACCAUCAUCACUAACACUUUUGGGCUCUUCACAUGUCUUCAUGGGAUCUGCCUGUGGCGACGCGUUGAUCAUCCGACUCCCAUCUGUAACUUCAUCACACUCAACACCACUCUCCCCGGCUCUGAAAAGCAAAGGAAAAGCCCGUGCCGAUGACUCCUUGGAUGGGUUUGGAGUAGAGCACUACCAUGAGACGGCCACGGUGGAGAUGGUUGAACGAUGGAUGAAUCUAGCUCCGGUCAAAGACUUUUGUGCGGUGGAAGAGGACGGGGGUGGCUUGUCUCAUCUGGUAGUUGCUGCCGGUGCCUCGAAUACGAACUCGUUGCGUGCAGUUCGAAGUGGUGUAAGUCUGGAGACCCUGAUGGACAUCGAAGGUGUACAAGGCAUCGAGAGGAUGUGGCCGAUCAUGUUGCCCAGUAGAGAUCAAGGCAUCUUUCUCUCCACAUCGACUUCCUCGAUGCUACUAGGACUCGCCCCAGAAGUCCAGGCCCUUGCGUUGCCGGAAUCAGUUGUCAACCAUCCCACCAUCGCUGCAGCAUCAUGGGAGGAGGUUGCUGUUAUCGUCACUGCGAAUAACGUGACAGUCUGGUCAGACUUGACGGGGUCUGUGAAGGUGGGCUCGUGGUCACACGGGCAGUCGAGACAGAUCUUGGCAGCUCAGAUAUCUGGCGGCCUCGCUGCGAUAGCUAUAAGUGGCGGAGAGUUGGUGAUUCUCCAAGUAUCCGCCCAUGGUGUUGAUGCCAUUCUAACUCGUCAAUUAGGAGGCGAGAUCGCGUCUGUUGCCAUCCUGGAUGGACUAUCACCCAUCGUUGUCACGAGCACAUGGACGAACGAGAUCUUUUUAUUCACCCUCGAUCAGCUGCGGUCCCCUGACAUGCAAGGUUCAACAAUCCGUGAAAACUCCUUUUGCGCGUCACUGCAGCUCUGUCCCUUGUCAGGCGGUGCUCGACUCCUGGCAGGUCUUAGUGAUGGUACCAUGGUCACGUAUCAUAUCGAAUCGUCUGCAAACAAUGCACUGGAGCUGUCGGAGCGCAAAGCCGUCUCUUUAGGUACACAACCACUUCGACUUUCCCCGACUAGUCUAUCUUGUGGGGAUGACAGGAUAAUCAGCGUUGGACUGUCAGAACGCAUGUGUGUCAUCUCUGAAUCUAGGGAACGGAUCGAAUCGUCGUCUGUGAAUCGAAACGAUACUCGUGCUGCAGCCACUAUCAACACCCCCUCUCACGGCUCGUGCCUUGCUCUUGCCACGUCGAGCGGUAUAUCUCUCGUCAAACCUACUUCUCUCAAGAAGGUUCACGUUCGAACCUUGGACCUCGGGCAUCGCUCUGUCUCACGACUCACCAACAUAAGCCCUCUCAAGGCUAUCGCGGCUGGCUCGACCGAACGUCCUUUCGACCGUGAGACGGGAGAGAUACAUCAGUCUAGUUAUGUCGAGCUACGGGAUUCUACAACCCUUGAGCUUCUCGUGGAAAAACCUCUCGAAUCAAGGGAAAUCGUCACGACAAUAGCUUACGUCACUCUUGGCGACCAAAAUCUCCUCGCUGUGGGUAUCGCAACUUUCUCAGAGGACGACGAAGAUCUUCCGGAUGAUCUCGAUAUGGUCACGAUAUCUGCUCAGUCUGGGCGGUUGGUAUUAUACGAGCCUGUUGUAGAUCAAGAUUCAGCAGAACCGAAUUUGAUAGAAUUGACAAGUGUGGGUUUGGAAAGUGCGGUGAACGAUAUCAAGGUGAUCAAAAAUCUCCUGGCAGUAGCGACAGGAAGCAACGUCACGAUUUACAAACAUGAGAAGGCUUCUCACCUACUUAUUCCCACAUCACGGUUCGCUUCUGCUUUCGUAGCGAAGUCUUUAGUCGUGGCCCCACCUGACAAACUGCAUCCAGAAGAGAGGUUAGUGGUUGGAGAUGGCAUGCGCAGUAUAUUCGUACUCGACAUCGAUGAGGGUACUGGAAUGAUCAUGGGAGACGAAAGGGAUAUGGCGACACAUAGCGUCAUGGCGAUGGAGGGAUUGAGGGAUGGUGGACAAGCAGUGAUAGUGGCAGAUGCUCACUCGAAUAUCUCAACUUUCCGCUUGAGAGAAGAAAUUGAAACUGCCGCCACAUUUGGUCUUCACGAGGAUAUCUCUGUCUUUCGACGAGGAUCACUCGCCCCUGCGUCAUCGGCUGAAGAUGUUCUCUCUCCUGAAAUCAUCUUUGCCACUAUCGAUGGGAGAUUGGGUAUCGUGGGGGAGUUGACACCUUCCGCAGCUCGUACAUUGGAUGAUCUUCAAAGGAACAUGGACAGAUAUAUCCGUGGACCGGGGGAUAUAGCAUGGAGAUCGUAUCGUCGAGCUGGCACAGAACUCGUGCAACGUGACACGGCAGGUUUCAUCGAUGGUGAUUUCGUGCAAACUUACAUUUCCUCUCAAUUCUCACCUGAUAUGGUGGAGAAGAUAUUAAAGGGAACGACGGCUCCAGAACAUAUCAUGCGUUUGUCAGAAGAUGGUACGAAAAUACCGGCUACUAAAGCAGAAGUUAUGGGAGUACUUGAAUCUCUCAGUGGACUACAUUGAAUGGUAAAACAACCCAAUAACUCAACAUCGUUCCUCCCGUGAAUUUUUGUACAGUAUUAUAUCUGUCACAUGAAUGUUUAUCUAGAUCCGU
Molecule: messenger RNA, 3844 nt
Organism: Tremella mesenterica DSM 1558
Lineage: Eukaryota; Fungi; Basidiomycota; Tremellomycetes; Tremellales; Tremellaceae
Exons: 15
Coding region: 1-3753 (1250 amino acids)
Biological process (GO): DNA repair; proteasome-mediated ubiquitin-dependent protein catabolic process
Cellular component (GO): site of double-strand break; nucleus
Molecular function (GO): nucleic acid binding; protein binding
Source: RefSeq, a predicted model, not a curated record